Molecule: messenger RNA, 1468 nt
Organism: Oreochromis aureus
Lineage: Eukaryota; Metazoa; Chordata; Actinopteri; Cichliformes; Cichlidae
Gene: czib
Product: CXXC motif containing zinc binding protein
Exons: 8
Coding region: 39-521 (160 amino acids)
Molecular function (GO): zinc ion binding
Source: RefSeq, a predicted model, not a curated record
UGAAUGCCUCAGGAAGUUGUCAGCGGGGAAGCGUCAAGAUGGUGAAAUUUGGACUGCAGUUUAAAGCCACCCUGGAGAACGUCACCAGUGUUAGACCACUGGGGGACGAUUUCCGCUGGUUCCUGAAGCUCAAGUGUGGAAACUGUGGAGAAAUUCCAGAUAAAUGGCAGUAUGUAACUCUGGUGGAGAGUGUGCCACUCAAGGGAGGACGAGGGAGCGCCAGCAUGGUGCAGAAGUGUAAACUCUGUUCCAGGGAAAAUUCCAUCGAUAUUCUGGGAGACACAAUCACACCUUACAAUGCCGAGAACAGCGAAACCUUCAAGACGAUGGUGCAGUUCGAGUGUCGAGGUCUGGAGCCCGUUGAUUUCCAGCCACAAGCUGGCUUCGCUGCAGAAGGAGCAGAGUCUGGAACACCGUUUCCUGAAAUCAACCUGCUAGAAAAAGACUGGACCGACUACGAUGAGAAAAUUAGUGAGUCUGUGGGAAUAUAUGAGGUCACGCACCAGUUCAUCAAGUGCUGAUAUCACCAUGCAUUGAGCCUUAGAGGAACACUGCAGGAAAACUUCCUCUGCCCCAAUUCCUGGCGACGGGGAAUGCCUCGACACGGAGAUGUGGUCUGUGCUUUGGUUGAUGAUGAACAUUAAGGUGUGCGGAUUAAGGCAACAGGUUGUUGUACACAUGUCUUGGAUUGAUCAACAUGCUAAGAGGAUGGUUUUUUUUUUUUUUUUCAGUCCCUCAAUAAAAUUGAAGGAUGAACAUUUUGAAUUGAGGUUUUUCUUUGCUUUUGCUCCUCAAACAGCAAUACAAGACUGACGAUGUGUAGUAUGAGGUACUUCACAUUAUAUGCUAAGGAUGCUAAUGAAGAAUACACUUUGAAAUGUCCUCCACACAUUUUGUGUAAUUAUCAGAAAAUUAUGUAUGACUCAUUUCAGAGUUAAAUAAAAAGACAAGUACCGUCAAACCUUGGGAAUGAAAUUAAAAUGAAACUCUACUCGAAAAACAUGCAAAUCCUUUACUUGUGUUAAAUUGGACUUUAUAGACAAUACAGAUUGAGACAAGGACCCAUUGUGGGUGAAUUUAUUAAAGGAAAGUAUCAAUCACUGAAGAGGUCUUACUGUGUACCUGCAGAGUGCUGCAAACGUCCAACAAAUUUCUCCUGUCAGGAUUUAUCUCACAGUAGACGCGUGGUUCAGUGUGAACAGUUGCUACUUCAUAUCUGUACAUGCGUGUACUUUUGAAAUAAUAAUAGCUACCCUUAAAGUGACUUACCUAGGUAUGUCUAAUAUCUUUGCUUAUGUCUGUAAAUAGGUUGUAGUCAACAGGAUUUCUAAAAGGGUUAAAUAUAAGGUUUAAAAAAAGACCUUUUUGCAAGUAUCUUUAUGAGUUUGCAUUGAUGUAACAGGUCUGUGCUCUGUAUUAUUAUCAGUUUGGUACUUUUUGACCACUUAAAAUAACUGUAGAAUUGUGA